UUCGCGGGUACCUCGGCCGGGGUCUGCGGGAGAGGCCUGGAAAAGACAAUGGGCGCAUUCUCCAGGUUUCGCGCCUUGGGUGGGGACCCUCGGGAUAAUCUCCAAAGAACACUUUCCUAUCCCCUCCCCGGGUGAGCGACAUUGCCGCGUGGGUCAGGUACACGUCGCGUCGGUGACCCCGGCCAGGCUUUGUGGAGGGAUGGGGUUAGUGCUGCCCUCGCUGCGAAAAAAUGGAUUUUGUUUUGCCAGUUAUUAUGGUUACUGAUGUCGUCGUCAUCAUCCUCAUCCUCAUCGUCAUCAUCAUCCUUUUUAAUUAAAGUAAUCGUUCAGAAGCGAAGCGGCUUGUCCCUUUUAGCUUCUUUGGAGCGAUAACAAAGCAGCGCCGUUUCCCGCCGCCCCCCCCCCCCCCCCCGCUCUAUUUUUUAAGUUGCUGAGCUUGGGGUUGGGAGAGAAAAUGGAGAGAGGGACGGACACACAGACUCUGUCAUAAAGCAAAAAUUAACCCAACCUAAGAUACGGGAAUGAGUGAAUUCUCCCUUCUUCCCACCCCUCCCCCCAUUUCGAUUAGAAGAGGAGAAAGAAAAUCUCCCGCAUUGGACUGAAACUGCAGGGAAGAAUUAUUACUGAAUUUCUACCAAAGCUGGGGUAAAAAAAGAGUCCUUUGGAAUUAAUCCAAGGCUUCGAUGUGUAAUCAUAAACUGGACAAUUUCGGCAAAACAAAACCCUUAGGAGGAAAAAAAAAAAAAAGCAGCCUAAAUCUCACUACACUACACUCUGGGAAGCAGUAUUGGAUUUGUGUUUAUCCUUCCUCCCUUUGCCUUGUUUAUUGCUGCAAGGAAUUAACUAGAAUUCUCCUUUACUCUGCUAGUCUGAGCACUGAAAAAUUGAAAAUCAUUGUGUGGGGAUGGUUGAAAGGAAGACGAGGGCUGCCUGUGUCUCUUUCUUUCUUUCUUUCUUUCUUUCUUUCUUUCUUUCUUUCUUUCUCAAUAGGAAGAAAAGACGGGACCUAGAUAGAGCAAGAUAUCUCUCCCUCCCCUCCCCCAUUCUCUUGGAUCAGUGCUGUUCUGACUCCAUUUCUCUGAGAAAGUAGCUUUUGGAAUUGGGUUCUGGUUUCGCUUUGGGCUAGAGGUGGAUAUGGAGAGAAUGGGGGCCUUGGAGGUUCUGCCCCACAGAUCAGGGUCUGAAGACUGGAAUCCCCUUUUCCAACACACAUUUCCCACCCACCCGUGCUAGGCGUUGUGGCUGCUGCUUGGGCCUGACCGGGGUUCCCAAGCCAGCCAACCGCAUAGACAUGUCAGUGCUUAGAAAACAAACUCGGCUGGCCGCACUGAACCAGACAUCCCGGUUGGAGGGCCCGAAAAUGCUCUGGCAGUCUGUGGAGAGCUCGUUUUUUUUUUGUUGUUGUUGGAGUAAAUAGUUAUUCCUGAUUGGUCAGGUGUAGGGUUCUUUUUAAAGGGGGGCUGGGGGGAGGCUUCAAGCACCUGCAAGUUGGGGGCAGAAAGCUGUUUGCAAUUCCCUGGGCUGGUCGGCGGCGAGGACAUGAGGUAAUUCCCAGCCAUUGACCCCCAUUUCUCUCUCUCCCUCCCUCUCGCCCUCCCUCUUUCUCUCCACCCCCAUCUUUCCUGGAAACUCGCUUUGGGCGCGGCAGACUGCCCAGGACCACACCGUGGCCUAACUGCUGGUCUCUCAGCGAGAGAGGGGGAAAGCAAAGACCCCAGUCCACAACUUGGACCUUGGCUCCCGCCCCUCUCCGGCGGAGUGGAGAUCCUAUUCAGAGGGGCUUGUCUCUCUAAAUAUGCCCCAGGAUGACGGAGCGGCCGCCGAGCGAGGCGGCCCGCAGUGACCCCCCGCUAGAGGGACGGGACGCGGCCGAGGCCCGCAUGGCCCCUCCGCACCUGGUCCUGCUGAACGGCGUCGCCAAGGAGACGAGCCGCGCGGCCCCCGCGGAGCCCCCGGUCAUCGAGCUGGGCGCGCGCGGCGGUCCGGGGGGCGGCCCCGCCGGUGGGGGCGGCGCCGCGCGGGACUUAAAGGGCCGCGNGGCGGCGGCGGCCGAAGCGCGCCAUCGGGUGCCCACCACCGAGCUGUGCAGACCUCCGGGGCCCGCGCCCGCCUCGGCCCCCGCGGAGCUGCCCGGCGACGGCCGCAUGGUGCAGCUGAGCCCACCCGCGCUGGCGGCCCCCGCCGCCCCCGGUCGCGCGCUGCUCUACAGCCUCAGCCAGCCGCUGGCCUCGCUCGGCAGUGGGUUCUUUGGGGAGCCAGAUGCCUUCCCUAUGUUCGCCACCAACAACCGAGUGAAGAGGAGGCCCUCCCCUUAUGAGAUGGAGAUUACUGAUGGUCCUCACACCAAAGUCGUGCGACGCAUCUUCACCAACAGCCGAGAAAGAUGGCGGCAGCAGAAUGUGAACGGGGCCUUUGCUGAGCUCCGCAAGCUGAUCCCCACACAUCCCCCAGACAAGAAGCUCAGCAAGAAUGAGAUCCUCCGCUUGGCCAUGAAGUACAUCAACUUCCUGGCCAAGCUGCUCAAUGACCAGGAGGAGGAGGGUACCCAACGGGCCAAGCCUGGCAAGGACCCCGUGGUGGGGGCUGGUGGAGGAGGCGGUGGGGGAGGGGGCGGUGCACCUGCAGACGACCUGCUGCAGGACGUGCUCUCCCCCAACUCCAGCUGUGGCAGCUCUCUGGAUGGGGCCGCCAGCCCGGACAGCUACACAGAAGAGCCGGCACCCAAGCACACGGCCCGCAGCCUCCAUCCUGCCAUGCUGCCAGCCGCUGAUGGAGCAGGUCCUCGGUGAUGGGGCCAGGGCCACUCAGGACCGGCCAGGAGGGCAGCCUCAGGCUGCUGGGACCGUGGGCUUCGGGGCAGGUGGGGUGAGGAUUGGGCAGCUCUGAAGCAGGGCAGUGGACUUGAUGAGCCUUCCUUGAUGUCUGAACUUUGGGAAGUCUUAACUGCCCCGGCUGGCUUUCCUGUUUCCUGACUCAGUGGUAGAACAGAAAAAUGGAGCAAAGUGGUAGGUACUUUUUAUGAAGACGGCACGGUCUUCCCCUCCCCCAAAUCCCUAAGACUUUAAAGUAAAGAGCUCAACUGGCACUGCUUUUGGCCUGGAGCUUGGGACCCCCGUCUUUGCUGAGACUUGGGGUUGUCGGCUCUCCCCUGGGGCAUCCAGCAGCCUCUGCCUUGCCUUCAGCACCACCCCCCCCCCCCCCAAGCUGGCUGGAGUGGCUUGUGUGGCCACUCUGUCCAAAUAUGUAGGUACCUGGUAGCUGCCCAUUUCUGGGUGAGCCCCAUCUUCACCCAGGCCCAUGUUGGUCCACCCAGCUUGCCAGCUGCCGCAGAGAGUCACAAGCCUCGAGGUGCCUUCUUCAGGGCCUGGUUGAAGAAGAUGGCCAGUGGACAGCCUGCUCUUGACUAGCUGGGCCAGAGGGUCAGAAAACCCAGUAGCCCUUACUCUUGCCCCAGGAUCAAAGCUCUGCUUUCUCCCCACUGAGACUUGCCUUCCUAAUCCUUGUGGCUGUGGGGACCGAGUCCGUAGCUGGGAGCAUGCCCUGUUGGGCCUCAUGUGAAGGCAGAGAGAGGGAAAGUGAUUAGAAUGAGUUGAGCAAGAGCUGUUUAGGGCUGUGGGUUCACAUCCCGAUGGUGUCUCAGAGCUUCCUGCCUGUAUUCUGAGCUCCCCAUCACUGUACGGUGAACGAGUGCCAGUGUGCCGAUGGGCAUGUGCUUGUGCUGACAAUGGAUGCACAGCCCCAUCUGUGUGUCCUCGCAGAUGCUCAGAGGGACCUUCUCACCCCCAGGAAGUCUGUUUGCUGAUGGUCUGGUCUGUGUUCUGAACUCAAUUGAGCACAAACCCUGUCCUGUGAAUUUCUGGCAUUUGGGAUUUUUGCUUGACUUCAGUUACUGGUGGGAUCUUUAGGUCUUGAUAGGACCCAGGCGCCAGCCCCCUUCUGGGGCAUGGGAAAUCCAGAGACCAGAGACCAGGCCCUGGCUGAGACCCAGACAUAUGCACAAUCACUUAGCAGAAUCUUCAAUACCCCUCGGUUAUACAGCUUUCAGUCACCUAGGGUGUGUAUGGGAGGCUGGCUUACUGCAAUAAGAGUGUCCCCCUCCAAAAGUUGUACAUGAAAGUUUUGUAAAUCAAACCCUUAUCCUUCAUCUUUUGAAGAAUUACUACUGCAAGUCCUUUUGUAAAGUGAAGAAUUUUUUUGUAGAGUGGACCCACUGUCCUGUUGAUCUCUUGUGUCAAUCCACAUGGUGGGACAUGGUUUUCUUAAGGCCAGGCCUGCCUGUGACAUGCAUUCCAACCCCGUGGAACAGACUCCACCCAAGUCCUAUAUACCUGUCAUUGUACCCUCAAGUCACCGCAGCCAUCUCCCACCAGGCUCUGCCUUUGGGGUUAGAGGGAAAACAAUCCCUUGUGGUGAAGGACCUUGAGCACAGCCGAAUGCAGAUGGCAUGAUCCCUGCUCCCUCCCCUCCCUCUUAGGUUGUGGGGUCCAGUUUGUGAGUAAGGGGGGAACAUAGUAACCCUUAUAGUACCAUUCUUCAUCCAUUUAAGACCCCCAACAUCCUAUUUUGGUGAACUUAGGAUUGGUUUCAGUACUUGGAAGCUCCUGUGAGGAAUCCCAUCUGUCUAAAGAUGGAGCCCCUGUCCUAGGUCCUAAGACUCUACCUCCUGGCAGAGUAAUUUGACUUGGGAGUGAAAAGUGGCCACAGUAUGGAUGAGUGGAGACGAUUUAGGAGAUGAUCACACAUUCUGUCAGGAACUCCAGCUUCUGGCUUCCUCCUCUCUCAGACAAUAUGGAUGUUACCUCUCUCGAUGUCAGUUUCUCAUAAACACCCUGGUCUCCUAGAGCUGUGGUGUAGACUGAGUGGAAUCACGAAAGUAGCAUUUUGAAACCAGAAAGAACCCUUCUGCCCUCAAUAUCAUUGCUGCAGUGGGGUUUCUCACCCUGAGUGCGGGGCCUGGGCAGUGGGCCAGCCUGCCUGACUGCAUAGCAUUUGAGUAAUCUAGGUUCCAAACCACUUUUGCCUGGAUUAUCCCGAUUGUCCACAUUUCUCCAGAUUGACCUCAUUUUCGUUUCCUUCCAAGGGGAGGCACAGGAGUAAGAAUGGAAAAAGAUACGGGCGGAAUAUGUAAAACGUAAUACAGCUUCCCCAAACUGGCCUGGGUAGGGAAUGGUAAGGCUUCAUGUCUUUGCAAGACCUACAGAAGAUCCAAAAUUUUCAUUUUCAUGUCCAACUGCGCACCCCCCGCCCCACCCAGCAUACCCUUCUUCUUCCUCUGCCUCACCUGUAAAGAGAUGGCAACAUUCCAAGAAUCAUAUUUCUGCAAAGGGAAGGAAUGUAAAGGAAAAAAAGUGUGGAGAAGAGAGAUGAUUGUAAUGACCGGAGGGAUUCACGUCUUUUCAGGAAAAUUCACAUGCUUUUAUUGGUGGUGGCAACGACAAGAUGGUACAACCUUUAUCCUAUUCCGAAAACAGAACAGAGGGCACAGCAUCUGUAGUCAGCUGACAACUAUCUUGGCCUUUGGGGCUGGUCUGGUCUCGUACUUGUGAUUUCGAUGGUACGUGGCCGCCACCAAAGGCUUGCCCUUGCCCCUGUACAUAGCGCGUUGUCCCUGUGGGCGGGCCCAGCACUUUCCGUCAAUGUUGUACUGUACGUGAUGAGUUGUGUUGGUCUCCGCAUUUUUCUGCAGAAGGGGAGUAACCGCUCCGGGUACCUUGACCUUUGUACAGCCGGGAGGCCAACACUGUGGGCGUGACUCUUUAGUGACAAAACCCUUGUGGUGAUGAUGUGUGUAUAUAUAUAUAAGGAUAUAUUGGGAAGAUUUCUAAAUAAAAGUUUUACAAAGGG
Messenger RNA from Herpailurus yagouaroundi (jaguarundi), 5844 nucleotides. It is a transcript of the gene TAL1, whose product is annotated as TAL bHLH transcription factor 1, erythroid differentiation factor. Lineage: Eukaryota; Metazoa; Chordata; Mammalia; Carnivora; Felidae. Bases 1806 to 2789 code for a protein of 327 amino acids. Gene Ontology annotation, biological process: regulation of transcription by RNA polymerase II. The record is from RefSeq and is a predicted model, not a curated record. Gene Ontology annotation, molecular function: protein dimerization activity; DNA-binding transcription factor activity, RNA polymerase II-specific; RNA polymerase II cis-regulatory region sequence-specific DNA binding. The transcript has 5 exons.